This is a messenger RNA of Austrofundulus limnaeus, 1486 nucleotides long. It is a transcript of the gene nsun6, whose product is annotated as NOP2/Sun RNA methyltransferase 6. Gene Ontology annotation, molecular function: RNA methyltransferase activity; RNA binding. Lineage: Eukaryota; Metazoa; Chordata; Actinopteri; Cyprinodontiformes; Rivulidae. Gene Ontology annotation, biological process: RNA methylation. The record is from RefSeq and is a predicted model, not a curated record.
UGUCAUGUGACCUACGCAGUGACGUAUGCGGAAAUAGUAGCGCUAAUAGCAGCAACCAAAGCUGUAACGUGCUGUUUUGCUGAACUCAGGAGAAAUGCCGGUCUUUCCAAGAAUUUCCCUGAAGCCUGAGGUGACUGAAUAUCUUCGAAAAGUCUACCUAAACAACGAGAACCUGCCCUCUGUGGUGGUGGGACAUGUGCUCGGGCCUCAGCCAGGAGAACGGAUCCUGGAUAUGUGCGCCGCACCGGGAGGAAAGACUUGCCACAUAGCUGCUCUCAUGAAGGAUCAGGGAGAAGUCGUGGCCUUGGACCAAAUCUCAAACAAGAUCGAGCGGAUUCGUCAGAACGCAGAGUUGCUGCGUUUGAAAAGUAUCAAAGCGUUUUGUUUCAACAGCGUUAAGGUUGUGAGCGAUGACCCAUCACAGGAAACAGAAGGACCUCCGUUCCCUCCUGAGAGUUUCGACCGGGUUCUGCUGGAYGCCCCCUGCAGCGGUCUCGGACAGAGGCCCAACAUGUCCAACACCUGGAGCCUCAAUCAGAUCCGUUCCUACCCGCCACUGCAGCGCAAGCUGUUUCGUGCUGCGGUUCAGCUGUUAAAGAAAGGCGGGGUUUUGGUGUACAGCACCUGCACAGUGACUCUGGCGGAGAACGAGGAGCAGGUAGCCUGGGCCCUCGAGACCUUCCCUUCCCUCACGCUGCAGCCGCAGGAGCCUCACGUGGGUGCAGAGGGCAUGCUGGGAGCCGGCCUGUCAGCUGAGCAGCUGCGCCUCCUCCAGAGGUUCAGACCUGAGCUGAGCUGGGAGCAGACAGACCCCGCGGCUCCCCUCGCCUGCAGAGCCGACGGGGACACUAUUGGCUUUUUUAUCGCCAAGUUCCUGAAAAACUGACCCGAAGGGCGCGUUUUCCUCGACRCCGUCCCCACUUCCACAUGAGACGGGACAUGUAGCGUUUAUGUCACAACCGGCGUCUCCCUCCUGUUUACAGCUCCUGCCUCUUAACAGCUGCUCUGUGAGACUGCAGGCCAUAUAGGGAUAAGCUUUAUGAAGACCACUGGGGGGGGUGGAGACAGAGUGAGUGCUGGUGAAUGCAGCGGUGCUUCAGGUCGUCAUAACAACAGUGACGACACAGCUGCCAUGGUGACGGCGGAUUCGCAGGAUUUGGGAGAGGAGAGAUCAGGAAGUUGCGUUGCAGAAAGAGGUCACAAGAGGUAUUAACAAUUUAGAGUGUUUAGCAGAGCUGGAAACAACCGGGGACGUCUUGAUGAUCACAUCUGAUUCUGGUGUUAAAAAUCACAGUGAUCAGCAGAGGGAGGCCRCACUGUUUUCAUUUAAAAUCUUUUUUUUUUUGUCACCUCUGUGUGUAAACACCAUUCUGAAUAAAAAUGACCUGAAAUCUCUUUAUUUUAUAAAAUGAAUGAGAUUUAAUUACAGCUUUCUAAAAUACUCUUGUUUGUCAUCAAAUAAAACUUCUCCCAUAUAAAAAGUUUA